AAAAUGUCUCUCCAUGGAACUGGUCCCUGGUACCCAAAAGGUUGGCGACCUCUGCUUUAGUGGACUUGUGACAAAGCAAUGAAAUAUUGGGGCCAAAUUCAUGUUUUAAUGCAAAAGAUUCUUAAAAUGAAUAUAAAAUUGAAACUAGUAGUUUUCAUUUUAGAAUUAUUGGAUAAGGAGCGUGAAAAAAAAUGGGAACUUUGUUAUUGUAUAUGUUGACUACAUCUGAGAAUUCCAUAUGCACAAAAAUGAAAAAAAAAAUCAAUCCCCACAAUGUAAUGGAAAAAAAAUGAUGGACCUAGGAGAGAUGGCAAAAUCAACUGUUCUAGUCAGAGAAAAGAAUAUAUAAUGUUGUUUCCAUAUGGAAACUGUUUCUGGAUUUUCUUAAAAUUAUGUUCUGCUUAUUAGAUUAAUUUGCUGUUAUAUGGCUGUUAUUUACUAAAUAUGUCCAGACUACACCUGCAAAUUACUCCGGGAACUGACAAUAAGGGCGUUCCCAGCGCCGCUUUAAAGCUAAACGCAGAGUCCCCACCGCCCAGCCAUUUGUCGCCAGUGCCCUCAGCUCGCAGAAGAGGAAGGUGGGAGGCAGCCCCAUAACAGCCUGGUCCAGGGCGGGUCCUGGAAAAAACUAGAGCGGCAGCGAAGAGCGGGCGGUUCCAGCUCUCCUCAUGGGGCGCUACACGGGCAAGACGUGCCGGCUGAUCUUCAUGCUCGUACUGACAGCGAGCUUGUGCGUGGCCGAACUGGUGUCCGGCUACGCGGGCAACUCGAUCGCGCUGGUCUCCGACUCCUUCUCCAUGCUCUCCGACGUGCUCGCUCUGUGCGUGGGUCUCGUCACAGGACGGAUGUCUCACCAACGCCGACGCCGCCCCGGCGCCUCUUACGGCUCCGGGCGGGCCGAGGUGGUGGGCGCCCUCUGCAACGCCGUCUUCCUGACCGCCCUCUAUUUCACCAUGCUGGUGGAAGCAGUGCAGCGCCUGGUGAACCCGGAGUCCAUCAGCAACGCCACGCUCAUCCUCGUAGUAGGCGCGAUCGGCCUGGCCAUCAAUCUCGUGGGGCUCCUCGUCUUCCAGGACUGGGGCUCCUGCUGUGGCAGCCGCCGUCGAGGGUCGCCGCCACCGCCCUAUCUUAGCCCCGAGGACGAGAGCCCAACCCGAACCGUUACUAGCAGCUCAUUUGCCUCGGAGGGGAUGGUGAAAAUGAGCGGCAGCGCCGCUGAGCCGCGUCUGAAAGCAGGUGAUUCUGCAGAUACCCAGAAAAAGCCUGAAGAGGAUCAGAAACAGAAAAAAGAAAAAAAGUCUGACGCUUUGAACAUCAGAGGUGUUCUUUUGCAUGUGAUGGGAGACGCUCUUGGCUCAGUUAUUGUUGUGGUUGCUGCUUCGAUAUUCUAUAUACUUCCUCUGGAUGAGAACACACCUUGUAAUUGGCAGUGUUACAUUGAUCCGAGCCUGACCAUUGUUAUGGUCUUUAUUAUACUGUCUUCAGCCUUUCCACUUAUUAAGGAGACGGCAACCAUUUUGUUGCAAAUGGUCCCCAAAAACGUGAAUAUGCAAAUACUGGCAAACAAAUUACUGGAGGUGCCAGGCGUUAGCAGCAUUCAUGAGCUGCAUGUCUGGGAAUUUAUCAAGGGGAAGAAUAUUGCCACACUCCAUGUCAAAUGUCACUCUACUUCUGACUACUCCAUUGCUUCCUACAAAAUCAGGGAGGUGUUCCAUGAAGAAGGGAUCCAUUCGGUGACCAUCCAGCCAGAGUACCUAGACCAUAAUUGUCCUAAGGUCCUGUGCAGUACACCAUGUAUCUCCAGAUCAUGUGAUCCUCAGUUGUGCUGCAACCAGCAGGACGCUCUUCUUUCUCAGAUGAAUGGUUACAGUGAAACAAUUGGCAGCUUUUCUCCAUCACUGAAGAAGGUCUUCCAAAAAAAAGAUGCUGUAGAAAUUCCUGUUGAACCCAUAUGGGCUGAAGAUAAGGUCAAAAAGAACAGUUGUUCCAAGGACAGUUAUAAAGAAAACAGUGAAAACACACCACAUAUAAAUAACACUCAAUUUUAGACUUUGGGGUAAAUGUAUUCUAAAUUCUUUUGUCUCAAAAGAAAGUUGGGGAGCUUUCUUGUACAAAGCUUCCUUUGGUUGAAAAAGAAGUAGUUGUUGGUGAGUGUUUGCCAUGUUUCUGGGAGGCAGCAGUUGAAAGUUGAAUACCAAGUGUAUACGUAUUACGACUAGAACAGAUGCCAUUGGUUUCUUCUAAGAUCUAGUUGAAAUGGACAGCCAUUUUCCUAAUGUUGGGCAAAUAAGCAGUGCGAACUCUAUUUGCUACUCUGCCCUGCAAAGAAAAAAGGAUAAAGUAUUUAGUCAAUGAGUAAAAGUGUCUUCUGGUCAGAUAACUCUUCAAACCUUGUCUUAAUUGUUAGUGUGCGCAUCUCUCAGAUGCAAGUAGAAAUCUCAAGAAUGUUGAGAUUUCCUUCUGGUUUAAUGUAUUAAUUAGGAUGCAGAUUGCAAGCCGACUACUUUAUGAUUGUCCUGGCUUAUGGCAUAUCUUUAUUUUCCACUUAACUUUGUUCUUCUGUUUACUUGAGAUCGAUGAAAAGAAGAAAAGUCAGGAAAUAGGCUUCAUGGGUGUAGGGAGUAAAUGAGUUAAAUCAGCAAAAGGACCAAUUAACGCACCCUUUUGUAGUUCACAAAUGAAGAACUGUAUUCUUACUAAAAUAUGAAUGGAGAUAUUCAAAAUAUUUUAUUUUCCCCAGUUACUGUCUUUACAUUUUCCUCAUAUCCAAGUAAUUAUAAAAUGCUGGAAUAUUUUUUAGAAAACAUUUGAAAUAAUUUAUUGGAUUAUUUGCCAUGAGAGAUAAAGUGUGUGUUUUUCAAUGUGCACUUACGUCAUUUGUAUUGAAUUAGCAAAGAAGUAAAGGUGCAAGAAGUAAGGAUUUGCAUUUGCCUUAGGCAGGGUAGAACAUACCUCUGAGUUUGUUUUAAAAGAGUAAUCCUAUGACUACACUGAGCAGUUCAGAUACUAUUUUUCUGUCUCUUCUUUUGUAAUAUGGUGCUAUUGAAUGGAUUUUUUUAAAAAAAUUAUGGAACUUCCUUCAAGACAUUUUUUUUAGAAUUUUAGAUCUUUGACUUGCUGGCCUGAUUUAAACCUCAAUUCAAAUAAAUAUAGAUAAUUGUAAACCUUUUGAAUGCCUCCUUUACUGCUCUUGUAGCCAUAUAAGUGGCUGAGUGAGGCUGAAUGAUGAUUCUCCUUCUGCUAUCUUGAGGUUUUUUUUCAUGUUUUCCUUUCUUUAGAUUUUUGUUAUUAUUUAUGUCUGAUGUUUUUCAUAUUGUGAUAUGAAUUAUUGUGCUUGUAAGCUACCCAGAGCCACUUUUUGUGAGAUGGGUGGCUAUAUAAAUUUGCUAAAAAAAUAUAAUACAAAUAUAAAACUGCUAAAGAUAAAAUUGCUUGAAAUAUUUUACAUAAUUUUUGUAGAAAUUUCAGUAAGCAGCUCAAAUUCAGUUCGUAGAGUCUGGCUAUCAGGGGGUUUAGUCCUGAUGAAAAAGGUGGGGAUGGAAGAAAAGGUUAACUGUCUCCGCUGAAUAUAAUUCAUCCCUACCCAGUCAGUACACUGGUCUUCUAUCUUAUUACUAUGAGCAGCAAAAUGUAACCCUACUAAACAGAUUAUGGGUGUGAUAUCACAGCUACCUUUCUAUUUCGUGUUUCACUGAAUGUUAUUAAUUUCAUACUGGGCUUUUGUAGGUGGAGGAUUAGAAAUUUGGAUUCCAAAAAAAGUUCUGGGCAAGUUUUAAUGAAACUACUGGCAAUGAACCUUGGGUAUAACCUGUGAAAUUAACGCUGCUAUUUGAAAUUAAUACUGUUCCAGGAAAAUUUAAUGGAAAACAAAUGAUUGUAAUUGCUGCCUGUGUAUUUUUCUCUCAUUUUAAGUUAAUAUUUGUUGUAUUAUUUGCAUUUCUGUAGCAUAAACUGGGAUUACUAUAUGUUCAAUAGUAACAUUGUGUGUGUGUAUAUAUAUGUAUGUAUGCCAAUUUAUAUUGCUUUAAUAUAAAUAGAAAUUUUCUUCCUCUAAUUUCCCCCCCCCAAAAUGACAAUUACCAUUUAAAGAAAUACUUUUUAAAACUAUUGCAUGAAAUAUCUCCAAAUAGGCAACAAUGCUUUGCUGGGAUGGUAAUUGUUGUUUUUAAUUCCCAAAAUGUAUAUAAUAAAUAAAGAAGUAUUAAAUUGUUUUCAUAAAUACAGAUAAUGCUCUUUCUGUAUUUUAAAGAAAUAUGAAAUACAUUAGUUGUUUGGACUUUUUGAACUGUAAUUCUUAAUUAGAACAUUGAAGAUGAGGAUAAACAGGUCUUGUAGAAAUAUAAAAAUAAAGGGGCACAAUGAUAACCAAUUUCAAAUUCUGUAUCAGUGAAAAGGGCAUUGCAUUUACAAAUGCAUCAUAAUAAAAUACAAAGUUUUACUAUGAAUUCCCAUGUUUGAAUUUGAUCUAUGCCAGAUGAGACCAAAUGUAAAUGGUGUUUUGUAAUACUCUACUGUAUUACUGAAUCUUUACAAGUUAGGAAGACCCACUAAAACUUGCUCUUUCCAGAGAAACAUCUUUUAAUUCUUACUAUCGUUUUGAUCUGGCUUUUCUCAACCACUUUACUCUUUGAAUAAAUUUGGCUCCAGUGCAUCUUGUUUUGUGCCCAUUCCAUGGAUGCUGUUUUCUCAGUAUAAGUAGCACUUUAGAACUUAGCAAUUGUUUUCCUGUAAAAUUAUUACUCUACACAUCUGGCAUUUCAAUGAUUUUGUUGUGCUGAUUAGAUUUAUAAUUGUAUAAUUAUAAAUUUUAUUUAGGUAAGACUUGUCACAAGGUUUUUUGAUUUAUUUGUUGGCAAUACCCUGAUAUCAUUCAGCAAUUAAAUCUACUGACAUUUGGAUGAAUGCAUGGCUACAUUCCUCCACCAACUAAAUCAUGCAUAUUGUAUAACAAGUUUUUUCUCUUUGCUUUUUGGAGGAGUUCUUGAUGGCCUUGAUACAUCUAUGAUAUCAGGAGAGGUACAGGAUUUGAUUCUUAUCUGAAAUAAGAAGAUCAAAAACCUACAAAAAUCUUAACUAGAAUAUUACAAGGCAUCCUGUAAAUGUAAUCACUUUUAUGAAGUUUAGUACAUUUCAUUAUCAAAUUAUGGCUUUUGACUGUAAUAUUUAUGAACUGUAUAUUUAUGAUGAAGUAUCACCUUUGGAAUGCAUCAUCUUCACUAAAUGAAAGUUUAUGUUAUGACUUCCUCUGAAGUCACUUUUGCCUUCCAUCAGAACAGCACAGAAACCCUGUGAAACUGAAAUUUGUUUGGAAGUUUGAAACUUUAAUUCUGACAAUAAUUUCUAUGGGUUUUUAAGUACCGACCAUAAUAUGUACAAUUGUUCUUGUGUUUAUGCACUUUAUUUGUUGAAAAUGACAUAAAAGUGCAAUAUAUGACACUAAUGUUUUAAAAGUUUUAUAUAAAUGUUUUUAUGUGCACAAUUAGUUUUGCUAUCUAUUAAAUAUUUUUUAGAAAUA
Messenger RNA from Crotalus tigris (Tiger rattlesnake), 5515 nucleotides. It is a transcript of the gene SLC30A10, whose product is annotated as solute carrier family 30 member 10. NCBI's taxonomy places the organism in Eukaryota, Metazoa, Chordata, Lepidosauria, Squamata, Viperidae. Gene Ontology annotation, cellular component: membrane. The record is from RefSeq and is a predicted model, not a curated record. Gene Ontology annotation, biological process: zinc ion transmembrane transport; detoxification of zinc ion; intracellular zinc ion homeostasis. The transcript is spliced from 4 exons. Gene Ontology annotation, molecular function: zinc ion transmembrane transporter activity. Bases 669 to 2048 code for a protein of 459 amino acids.